AAAGAGGCAAAUCCAUUGUGCGUGCAUUGGCUAGCAUAGCAGUAUCCUCUGCUUUAUGGAUCUCUCUGUUUCUGAUUUAACUUCUCUUAGAAGCAUGAGAUGUGAACAUAAUAAACCCACGAAUAAGUUUAUCUUCUUUGCUUGGCUUGUGUUUACUUAUGUCGUGGCCUUAAUACACACAUAUGUCAUCAUCCGAUUGUGGGCAUUUUCUACAAAGACUUUGACUUUGGCCUAUCAUACAAUUCAAAGUAAAUGAUAGUGAUCACUCACUUAACGCAUUACCCAUGACUUUAAGUGUUUUUAACAACAGAGAGACUUCAACUUUUCUAAAUAUGCGAUUAUAUACAUCACACUCCUAAAUUGCUUUGGAGUUCAUAUCAUUUGUUUCUUCUUCUUUCUUUUUUUUCUAAAAAAAAAAAAAGUUAUUUGCAAUGGAUGGGAAGCUUUUCUGGGGCCAGUACUUAAUAUGGGUGAUAUUACUGUUGGGGCAGCUACGUGGAUGCAAAAGUUGUAUUCAGAAAGAAAGGAGUGCUUUAUUGGAGCUCAAGAAAUUUCUGGUCUCGAGGAGUGCAGAAGGGUACUCUGAUUAUGUUCUCACUAGUUGGACUAAUGAUACAAAGAGCGAUUGCUGCCAGUGGGAGGGUAUUGAAUGCAAUCGUACAAGCACUCGGGUUAUCGGGCUUUCCGUGGGUUUUAUGGUCUUUCAAGAGUAUUCCUUCCUAAACCUUUCUUUGCUGCAUCCAUUUGAAGAGGUUCGGAGUCUGGACUUAUCAUCAGGGAACCAAUACAGCGAGAACGAGUUCUUUAACCAAUUUAAUGGCUUCUUUGAUGAUGUUCAAGGAUAUCAAAGCUUAAGGACACUAAAAAACCUGGAAAUUUUGAAUCUCUCUUCAAAUAGAUUCAACAACAGCAUCUUUCCAUAUUUGAAUGCCGCUACCUCACUUACAACUCUUUUUCUCCGUUCAAACAUCAUGAAAGGCCCUUUUCCUUAUCAAGAAAUAAAGGACUUGACAAACUUGAAACUGUUGGAUCUGAGUCUAAACUAUUUUAACGGUUCCAUUCCAGACUUAACUCAUCUGAAAAAGUUGAAAGCUCUAGAUCUAGGUUGGAAUAAAUUUUCUAGCUCGGGAUUGCAAGAACUAAGCAAUUUGACUAACUUGGAAGUCUUGGGUCUUGGUGACAAUGAUUUGGACGGACCUACGCCUAUAGAAGUGAUUUGUAAAAUGAAGAAUUUGCGGGAGCUCUAUCUCAGUGGAAAUCAUUUUGUAGGCCAGCUUCCUCUUUGUUUAGGUAGCUUGAACAAGCUACAAGUUCUUGACCUCUCAUCCAACCACUUUAGUGGGAAUCUACCAUCUAAUUUUAGUAGCCUUGAGGUCCUCGAAUAUCUAUCGUUGUUAGAAAACGACUUUACAGGCUUGUUCUCACUCAAUCCACUUGCCAAUUUUACAAAGCUAGAGGUGUUGAAACUUUCGUCAACAUCUGAUAUGGUACAAGUAAAGACAGAAGGUAGUUGGAAGCCAAAAUUCCAACUGAGUGUUGUUGUACUCCGAUCUUGCAACUUGGAGAAAAUACCUUCCUUUCUCGUGUACCAGAAAAACUUGCGUCUAGUUGAUCUAUCUAGUAACAGAUUAUCCGGAGACAUUCCUGCUUGGCUGUUUGUGAAUAAUGCAAAACUCAAAGUCUUACAGUUGCAGGAUAAUUCGUUCACUACCUUACAGAUGCCUACAGUAAUGCAUGGCUUGAAGCUCUUGGAUUUCUCAGCAAAUGAUAUAAGGUUAUUUCCUGAUAAUAUCAGCCGUGCGCUUCCGAAUAUGAUACAUAUGAAUGGCUCAAAAAAUGGGUUUCGAGGGCAUUUUCCAUCGUCUUUGGGUGAUUUGAAGAAGAUUAAAUUCAUAGACCUUUCUUAUAAUAACUUCUCUGGAAAGCUACCGAGGAGCUUUCUUAUGAGUUGCUUUUCACUUGAAUACUUGAAACUCUCUCACAACAAAUUCGGUGGCCAGUUUCUUCCUAAAGGAACAAACUUCACUUCCAUGGAGGUGUUGAGAAUGGACAACAACAAUUUUACAGGGAAGAUUGGAGUUGGUUUGCUUAGCUCCAACAAUACAUUGCGAGCUCUUGACGUGUCUAACAAUUGUCUCAUAGGUAUUAUACCAAGUUGGAUAUCAGCAAUAUCUUAUUUGGAUAUAUUAUCGGUAUCAAACAAUUUCUUACAAGGCACAAUACCACCUUCUUUGAUGAACAUUUCGUUUCUGGACAUGUCUGGAAACCUAUUGUCGGGAGCCUUACCGUCAUAUUCUCCUAGCUCAAAAUUGUUCCUACACAACAACAACUUCACAGGGGUAAUUCCGGACACAUUGUUGAAUGAUCGUGUCACAAUACUUGAUUUGCGGAACAACAAGAUCUCUGGAAGUAUCCCGCAGUUUGUCAAUACCGAGAGCAUAAGAAUUCUUUUGUUGAGUGGGAAUAAGUUAACAGGAUCUAUUCCAAGACAGAUGUGUGAUUUGAGCAACAUUGAAAUUUUAGAUCUUUCAGAUAACAAGCUCAAAGGCUUCAUACCUUCAUGCCUCAACAAUUUAUCUUUUGGAAGAAGAGAGGAAUCUAGUUACAAUUAUCUAUCUGCAACCACAGAGAUCCUUCAAUUGGAAUUUUACAAAUCCACAUUCAUGGUGGAUGAGCUUGAGGUAUACUACUUUACUUUUCAGGAGAUUGAGAUCAAAUUUGCUAUGAAGCAAAGGUAUGAUUCUUAUUUUGGCGGUUCUGGGUUCGCUAAAGGAAUACUUGAUUAUUUGAAUGGGAUGGAUUUGUCAAGCAACAAAUUAAGUGGUGUUAUCCCAGUAGAACUUGGAGAUCUCUCAGAACUACAUGCGUUGAACCUAUCUCACAAUUUCUUGUCGAGUUCUAUACCUUCAAGCUUCUCCAAACUGAAAGAUAUUGAGAGCCUUGAUCUUUCUCAUAACAUGUUACAAGGAAGCAUUCCUCAACAACUUACCAGCCUUGAUUUCCUUGGUGUCUUGGAUGUAUCUUACAACAAUUUAUCAGGGAUCAUUCCCCAAGGAAGGCAUUUUGACACUUUCGACGAGAGCAGCUACUUAGGCAAUCCUUUUCUUUGUGGACCACCGACCGACAGAAGUUGUGAUGCUAAGAAGAGCUCAGAGGAAGAAGGCAAUGGAAGAGAAGAUGAAGACGAUGAAGCUGCUUUUGACAUGGUGGUGUUCUAUUAUAGUACUGCUUCAACGUAUGUAACCGCGUUGAUAGGAGUUCUUGCGCUUAUGUGCUUCGAUUGUCCUUGGCGUCGAGCAUGGCUCCUCAUAGUUGAUGCGUCCAUUGCCUCAGCGAAAAGUAUGUUUUCUUAAAAUCAUUUCAUCAGUUGUGACGUACCAUAUUCUGUUUUUAUAACUACAUACAUAUGUGCUUUGUAUUUUUACCUUAAUUACUUGGUUAUUAAUAAAAGUCUCUACACUAUGGAAGA
This is a messenger RNA of Camelina sativa (false flax), 3469 nucleotides long. Its product is annotated as receptor like protein 21. Gene Ontology annotation, molecular function: protein binding. NCBI's taxonomy places the organism in Eukaryota, Viridiplantae, Streptophyta, Magnoliopsida, Brassicales, Brassicaceae. The record is from RefSeq and is a predicted model, not a curated record.